AUGUCUGGGCCCUGCCACGCAAUGCGGGGCAUCUACAUCAGCACCCUAGCAGUGGUUUUCCUGUUCUGCGCAUCCUCGCAUGGUUCAGAUAUUGGAUCAGGUCGCCUGCUGCUGCCCAACCCUGAAUUUCCGCCAAGAGUUUGUUUCACCAUCACGCGCUCAGCUGUUUGUGAGGCCAAGUUUCAGUGCUGUAACGGCGCGCAGGGCGUGACAAAGAUCGAGUUCGACGUUGUGUCCUCCUGCAGGCCCUCUCUCCAGCGAGUAACAGUCAACAAGCAGCCUUGGGGAUCUUAUGAGUUCAACGGCCAGCUCAGCGUCCUGCGUGUGACCAAGCUUGAUUUGACGCCGGCGACAGCCCCAGGCACUCAGAUAUGCUUCUUCCUGCAAAGCCGGACGCCGUGCCCCAACAUCCGCACCCUCUGCACUACUGGGGACGCGUCCUGCACAUACGCAAUCUUCAACAUACCCUCUCCCCCCCCGCCGCCCCCGCCGCGCCCGUACUUUGCCAAUUGCUCUUGCGUCCGGGACCCUGUAAAGUCCCAGCUCUUCGUCUAUCCUGACGUUGUCGUGGUACCGGCGCGCGAGCGUGGCUACACCAAGAUGUGCUUUACCAUCGGCACGCUGGACGUCUGCAACUCGCGCUCUCGGUGCUGUCAGUUCGACCUCUACAAGGCCGAGUUUGAGGCCACGCCCGAUUGCAUCGGGUCGCUUGCCUACAUGACCGUGAACGGGGUUGAGCGCUCACGCUUCUUCCAGCUCACCCCCUACCCGGCCAUUAAAGUAACCAACCUGAACAAACGUUUUGAUGACGUGGAGGGUACGGAGAUUUGCCUGGUGCUAAAGACGUCGGACUGCGGCUCGCUGACGAAGCUGGGCAAAUUCCGCGACGGCACUCUCGCAGUUGCCCUGUUCAACAGGCCUGAUACCAGCGGCGUGGACUGCUGCCCCGUCAGCAUUGUAGAUAAAGUCGCGGCCUGAGGGCUCCCGCCUCGCCGUGGGAUUUGAAACAGCUGUGUGCUUUCACCGAUGUAGGAUUGUGAUGUCAUUAUACAUUCUCUCCAUACCCGUGGUGUCACGGCGCGGGAUGCAGGGCCUGGACAUGCAUUAUGCAAUACGCACGGCGCAAUCCAUGCACCUGGCU
This is a messenger RNA of Volvox carteri f. nagariensis, 1141 nucleotides long. It is a transcript of the gene phV26, whose product is annotated as extracellular matrix glycoprotein pherophorin-V26. Bases 1 to 978 code for a protein of 325 amino acids. The record is from RefSeq and is a predicted model, not a curated record. Lineage: Eukaryota; Viridiplantae; Chlorophyta; Chlorophyceae; Chlamydomonadales; Volvocaceae. The transcript has 4 exons.